This is a messenger RNA of Saccostrea cuccullata (small rock oyster), 1072 nucleotides long. RefSeq names its product mucin-2-like. The record is from RefSeq and is a predicted model, not a curated record. The transcript has 3 exons. Lineage: Eukaryota; Metazoa; Mollusca; Bivalvia; Ostreida; Ostreidae. Bases 1 to 909 code for a protein of 302 amino acids.
AUGUUUACUAUUCUGCUUUUUUCACUGAUUGGGCUAUCAGUCCAACUGUGUCCAACACAAAAUCGAUGUUGCAAGGAAUCACUCCGGGGGUACGAUUGUCGGGAAAAUCUGCGGGGUGACCAGUGUUUCUGCGUGUCCUUUUGUGAGGUGACCCGCUUCAACAUAUUUGUGGAGAUAGGACGCACCACCCACACAGUGGUGGUACCCAAGGGGCAGAUACACUUUCGAACAUCAGGAAAGAGGGUCCGAUAUUGUCAAAAAACCAACACAACAACCGUACAGAAUUUUGAGGGCACCUCCCUCACCUCAACAGGUGCCACCACAAAGAGAGAGGAGGAGGAGACUGCCGCUCCCACAACCUCAGAGGGUGGUGGUGGCACAACAGGUAGCGGCUACUCCUCAAGCAGAGAGAGUAGCGGUGCCACCACCACCCAAACUACCACCACUGAGGAUCCUUCGGGCCCCCUCACCACCCCGUCCACCACAGAAUUGAUUAAUUUAGCCGCCCCUGAGAGCCCUAAUACUGCCUUGCUAGUUAUAGGUACUGUUUCCUGUGUCAUAUGUAUUGUCCUGACCUUUACCUUCAUACAUCUGUGUAAGAGAAGACAACGCACUAUGAUCCAAAGAAUACCGUCACCUUUGCCAGUGCCACAUCAUUCUUCACCAAUUUUCUUUCCACUUACACCGCCCUCAAGUAUAGACACAUCUACUCCCUUGUAUACUCCGUCUUUAUUUUCUACAAGUGAAACAUCCAGUCUGUCUGAUGUAUCUUUAUUUGAUGUAUCUACUAUUCCUGCUGCAGCACCCCUAUCUAAACCUAGCUAUGAACAAAUAGACUUAACCACUUUUAACCCAUUGAAAAGGGUGACAAGGUCAAUGACCAAAUGCCAAACUAAAAAGAACAUGUAAAGGAAAUUUCAUUUUUUCUCAUUUCUUUUUUUCAUCAAAUUAAUACAAUAUCUUGUCUCAAAAACCAUUAUUUUAUUUGAUUCCUUUGGAAAAAUUUAUAUUUUGUUUACAAAGAAAAUAAUGUAUGUAUAUGUUACAUAAGAAAUCCUAUUUUAUGCUAUAU